Messenger RNA from Encephalitozoon cuniculi GB-M1, 1488 nucleotides. RefSeq lists its product as uncharacterized. Gene Ontology annotation, molecular function: RNA helicase activity; RNA binding; ATP binding. The transcript has a single exon. The record is from RefSeq and is marked provisional. Gene Ontology annotation, cellular component: nucleus; cytoplasm; ribonucleoprotein complex. The coding region runs from base 1 to 1488 and encodes 495 amino acids. Lineage: Eukaryota; Fungi; Microsporidia; Unikaryonidae.
AUGAUGCACAGAGGGUAUGGCGGAGACAGAAGAGGAUUUCGACCAUCGUUUAGAUCUGAUAGAAACAGCAGAUACGCGCCGCGGACAAGGCGGGAGCCACAGAGGUAUGAUCCCAUGCCCGAGCUUGCUCCUGUUGAGUUCCAGAAGAAUUUCUACCAGGAGGCAGAGUCGAUAAGCAGGAUGACGCCUUCUGAGGUUUCCUCGUUUAGGAAGACAAACGAGAUGAUAGUCAAGGGCACGAAUGUUCCGCAUCCGAUUCAGAAGUUUGAGGAGGCGGGGUUUUCAAGCGAGGUUGUCUCUUCGCUUGUGGAGAAGGGAUUCAGCGAGCCGACUGCCAUUCAGGGGCAGGGAUGGCCGAUGGCUCUGAGCGGAAGGGAUAUGGUUGGGAUUGCACAGACGGGGUCUGGAAAGACACUGAGUUUUAUUCUACCUGCGCUGGUGCAUGCAAAGGACCAGCAGCCCCUCAGAAGAGGAGACGGGCCUAUUGUGCUUGUGCUGGCGCCCACCAGGGAGCUUGUGAUGCAGAUCAAGAAGGUUGUGGACGAGUUCUGCGGGAUGUUCAAUCUGAGAAGCACUGCCGUGUAUGGAGGAGCGUCAUCGCAGCCACAGAUCAGGGCGCUGCACGAGGGUGCAGAGGUGGUUAUUGCAACCCCUGGGAGACUGAUUGAUCUCCACGACCAGGGACAUGCGCCGCUUAGCAGGGUGACAUUUCUUGUGCUUGACGAGGCCGAUCGGAUGCUUGACAUGGGCUUUGAGCCGCAGCUCCGGAAGAUUAUUCCAAAGACAAAUGCAAACAGGCAGACUCUGAUGUGGAGCGCAACAUGGCCUCGGGAGGUCCGAGGGCUGGCAGAGAGCUACAUGAAUGAAUACAUCCAGGUGGUUGUUGGGAACGAGGAGCUUAAGACAAACAGCAAGAUCAAACAGAUAGUCGAGGUGUGCAGCGGAAGAGAGAAAGAGGACAAGCUGAUUGGUGUUCUCGACAACUUCAAGGGGGACAAGGUCAUUGUGUUCUGCAACAUGAAGAGAACCUGCGACGACCUUGAGUAUGUGCUGAACAGGUCUGGGUAUGGGGCUGCAGCGCUUCAUGGAGACAAGUCGCAGAACAUCCGAGACAAGGUUCUCGACGACUUCAGAAGUGGAAGAAGGCCGAUACUGAUUGCCACGGAGGUUGCAGGAAGGGGACUUGACGUGAACGACGUCAAGCUUGUGAUCAACUUCGACUUUCCAGGAUCCUGCGAAGACUAUGUGCACAGGAUUGGAAGAACUGCAAGGGGAAACACCAAAGAAGGGAUAUCGCACACGUUCUUUACAGUCGGUGACAAGGCAAAUGCACGGGAGCUGAUCCGGAUGCUCAGGGAGGCCAACCAAACAGUCCCCUCUGAUCUUGAGGACAUGGUGAGGGUAUCAAACGAUAGAUAUGGGUCUAGAAGCACCAGACACGGAUACGACUACAGAGGAAGAGCUGGCCGAUUCCCUUACAGAGGAUGA